Messenger RNA from Protopolystoma xenopodis, 1095 nucleotides. NCBI's taxonomy places the organism in Eukaryota, Metazoa, Platyhelminthes, Monogenea, Polystomatidea, Polystomatidae. The record is from the annotation of a GenBank genome assembly.
CUCACCUACAGCUUAAGUACUUCGGAUUCCAUAACUCGGCACUGCCUGGCUGUUUCACCGAGUACUGGCUGUCUGCGGCUGCUUGACUAUCCCAUUUGCCGAAUGCAAUAUCACCCUCCUCUGGCUUCCUGGCCGCGACAGUUCUCAGCUUAUCUGCAUGUUCUUGAUGGACCCACAACACAUGAAUCCAACUGGCAAGAGGUGGAGUCGAGCCUGAAAGCACACCCGCCUUUUCACCACUACACUGGCGAUCUUAAUGAGGAUGAUAGCGAUUCUGUCUGGCCCUGGUCGACCUUAACUCGCCCGGAUACUGGCGUGGAAGUCGAGGCGUCUGUAGGCGCCAAUGUCGGCUCAAGCUCCGAAUCCCCGAAAAGGCAGAGGCGUUCCCGCCGAGUCCAACCUGAACGAACGAACUCGCGGCCGUCCGCUACUGCCAACAUCGCGAGGCACCGUGGAAGCCUGACCGGGAAGCUCGGGAUUCGAACUUUAAACCCAAUGAAUGGGCACCAAUUGCUGGCGCUUGUCCGUCUCACGGUCUACACUGACGGUCAGCUGAUUGGAUGGCUUGCCAAAACAAUGGGUCUCCCGGAGGCUGCGGAGGGCGUUCCAGAAGCCGAACUAGCACUUGUCCACUUGGAAGCCGCAAGGAAUGAGCCUGGACCCUGGCCUCUACCCUUCUGGGUUGACGGAGCAUCUGACGAAGGCAUUGAAGAUGGAGACCGACUACAAUCUGAGUCUAACGACGGAAUGGCGCCAGAGGGGUGGACGGUUUCCAUGCUAAACGCAAGUGUCGACAAGAAUGCUCCGAUAAUGCUAAUUGGCGGCCGGUAUAGAGGAAUCCGCUGUCGUCUUCUGGUAGGAUCAACUGUCGGAUCUCUUCAUCACGCAUUUUCUCUUAAAAUAGAAGUGAGUUCAGCUGGUUUAAACUUAAUUGUGACCGAUUAUGAGUUUACUAGUGACCCUGAUCAACUGACCUUUACCUUCUUCUCUACCAAGGGGCCAACAGAGUUAUGUGCAUUGACAUCUUACCCUAUUUGCCGCUUGUCUAUUUCUCUCUCUUCUUCUCUCAUUCUCUCCCGUUUUUUACUUGGUUAG